Molecule: messenger RNA, 3398 nt
Organism: Lolium perenne
Lineage: Eukaryota; Viridiplantae; Streptophyta; Magnoliopsida; Poales; Poaceae
Product: L-ascorbate oxidase
Cellular component (GO): extracellular region
Molecular function (GO): copper ion binding; oxidoreductase activity
Source: RefSeq, a predicted model, not a curated record
UCUGCCACCGGCACCCCUUGCGCUCAAAAGAAGAACACCCUGCGCUCCUGCCUCGGUGGUUUCUGAUCGAGAUUCCUAAUCAAUAGGGCGACGAGCUCUUCGCAUGACCUGGUACUACUACGAUAUUUUCUCAUAUGCCCAGUCUUCUUACAGAUAGAAGCGAUUGAGCUAGCACCAUUGCAAGCCAAAGCCACCAAGCACAUCCCGUAAGUGCGAGGCAACGACGCGGCUAGUCGAAGCCGGCCCGGAGGUCUGCGAGAGUGGGCGGAGCAAUGGCGUUGGUAGGACAACCACAGCUUCUCCUCUGCUGCCUCUUCCUGGUGAGCGCAUGGGCGCUGGCCGCCGUCGCUCAGGCGAAGACGGUGCACGAGAAGUGGGACAUCAGCGACCAGUUCGCAUACCCUGACUGCGUCCGCAAGCUCGCCGUCACCAUCAACGGCCACACCCCUGGCCCAACCAUCCGCGCCGUGCAGGGCGACACGGUGGUGGUCACCGUGAAGAACUCCCUGCUGACGGAAAACGUGGCCAUCCACUGGCACGGCAUCCGGCAGAUCGGCACGCCGUGGGCGGACGGCACGGAGGGGGUCACCCAGUGCCCCAUCCUCCCCGGCGACACCUUCGUCUACACGUUCGUCGUCGACCGCCCGGGAACCUAUAUGUACCACGCGCACUACGGCAUGCAGCGCUCCGCGGGGCUGAACGGCAUGAUCAUCGUGUCCGUGCCUCCCGGCGCCGGCCCCGACGUCGCCGAGCCGUUCGCCUACGACGGCGAGCACGAGGUGCUCCUGAACGACUGGUGGCACAAGAGCACCUACGAGCAGGCCGCGGGGCUCGCCGCCGUGCCGAUCGUGUGGGUCGGCGAGCCGCAGUCGCUGCUGAUCAACGGCCGCGGCAUGUUCGUCAACUGCUCGGCGCUGGGGCCGGCGUCCUGCAACGCGACGCACCCGGAGUGCUCCACGCCGGUGUUCGCCGUGGUGCCCGGCAGGACGUACCGGUUCAGGAUCGGCAGCAUGACCUCCCUCUCCGCCCUCAACUUCGAGAUCGAGGGCCAUCCAAUGACAGUGGUGGAGACGGACGGGCACUACGUGAAGCCGUUCGUGGUGAAGAACCUCAACAUCUAUUCUGGCGAGACAUACUCCGUGCUGAUCACGGCCGACCAGGACCCGAACCGCAACUACUGGCUGGCCUCCAACGUCGUGAGCCGCAAGCCCGGCACGCUCACCGGCACCGCCGUCCUCGCCUACUACGGCGGCCGCAGCAGCCCUCGCGAUGUGCCGCCGACGACGCCACCCACCGGCCCGGCGUGGAACGACACCACGUACCGCAUCAACCAGAGCAUCGCCACGGUGGCGCACCCGGCGCACGUGUACGCCCCGCCGCCGAGCUCCGACCGCACCAUCCUCCUCCUCAACUCGCAGAACACGAUCGACGGGCGGAUCAAGUGGGCGAUCAACAACGUCUCCUUCACGCUGCCGCACACACCCUACCUCGUCGCCCUCAAGGACAGGCUCCAGGGCACCUUCGACCCGCGCCCGCCGCCGGAGACGUACAACCACACCGCGUACGACGUGUACGGCGUGCAGCCCAACCCGAACGCGACGAGCAGCGAUGGGCUGUACCGGCUGGCGUUCGGCUCCGUGGUGGACGUGGUGCUGCAGAACGCCAACAUGCUCGCGCCGAACAACAGCGAGACGCACCCGUGGCACCUCCACGGGCAUGACUUCUGGGUGCUCGGCUAUGGCGUGGGGAGGUUCGACCCGGCGGUGCACCCGGCGACCUAUAACCUGAGGGAUCCCAUCCUGAAGAACACGGUGGCGGUGCACCCCUACGGGUGGACGGCGCUGCGUUGGAGGGCGGACAACCCCGGAGUGUGGGCGUUCCACUGCCACAUCGAGGCGCACUUCUUCAUGGGCAUGGGCAUCGUCUUCGAGGAGGGGGUUGAGCGCGUCGGCAAGCUGCCAGAGGAGAUCAUGGGAUGCGGCAGCAGCAAGGGCGGUCGCCAUUGAUUAGUUUUCAAACCAUACAUAUAUAUAGCGCAAGAUCGCGCUACAGGGUUGGAGCGCAACCCUCUCCGCUCUCCGGGCGCUCAUCUCUUCACCCGGUUCCUCUUUCUCAGGUCAGAUGCCACGUCCUCAAUCUCACAAUUCUUUGUCAACCCACCUCUUCAAUCUCCAGUGCGAAAUUAUUUAUCUGACCCUUGUCAGAAAUUUCAACUGAAAAUGAUCUCUUCUCGAAAUAAAUUUGACUCAAUGCACUACAUCAGAGCGUUGGGUUACACAUCUCAUGCAAUAGGUUAAGGUGCUGAAGUGCCAACGACCGGGCAUGCAUCCGACGUGGAUGGGCUAGAGGUAAUCGGCCCAGGUCAGUGAGUUCAGCCUAUCCACGUCAGCAGAUCGGCGUGCCUAGUCGUCCUGGCAGCUCAACGCCUUUACCAGGGGGUGAGUAGUUUUACCUCAAUGUCCUGAAGUUGGGCGUCGACCAAGAGUCGUAUCAAAAUUACUUUCCAAAAGAUGUUAUUUUCUGCUGAACUUUCUGGCAAUGGUCAGAAUUGCCAAUUCUCAUUCAAUCUUUUCCCAUGUCAUUGCCGAGAAACUUGGCUGCCGCCUUUUCUCCUUCUCAUACCCCAGCGGUAGGCUCUCCUUACAAGCCAGACAUCACACUAACUGUUUGAUUCACCUUUUCCACCCCCAACAUCGUUGGCGGUGGUCACAAUGUCACCGAUGGCUGCCUUAGGUCUCGGGGCACCAUUUCUUCCUAAUCUUGGUCUUCAUCGAAGACCACGGGAACAUUCAUUGCAUGUUGGGUGCUAUGUGCCACCUUACCAUCAUCAAUCACCACUGAACCAUUCGCCCACCUCCUCAUCGGCCUCAAUGGUCAAAGGGGGACACCCAUAAACCACUCUUUGUCUUCAUGUUUUCUCUUCUUCUUCAUGUUUUCUUCUUUAUCUGCUCUCUCCAUCGCUUAGCUCUCCUUCAUGACAACUACAAAAGGUUCUACCUAACUCGGAAAGUUCGGAGAGUGGGAAAUUUGUUUAAUAAUUUGAAUAAAUACAUGGUUUCCAUGUUGUAUGCGUUGUAAGUUUAUAUCUGAGUUUAUCAUUACCUCAAAGGCGCACACGGUAACUUGUAUCAUGCAAUAUGUAGUAUUUGUAAUGGGUUCACUAGUAUCAAUGUACAUCUCGCAUGCAUGUUGUACUAUGCAUAAAAGUACACAUCACUUUUUACUGUGAGGAAACUGUUGUUUAUGUAUCUGGUUUGCUAUUUUCAAAGAUAAGUAGAAAUUUUUAUCUAUCUAUUUUGUAAGACUGCUUCUCCAUGUAUGUCCUAGUGUUGUUUCUCCCAUCAAUGAAGGAAAAUCUGCAUUUUGUGAUACCCUGCCAAUUUUGUCUGGCAAGAUUA